AUGUACAGUGUGAGUAGCGAUGGCCAUUUGUCAUUUUUGCUUAUUUGUAUUUUGCUUUCAGAACGAUUGGAGCAUGUUCCGCUUGAGGUGGAUGCGUAUGCGCCGCAGUGCAAUAGCACUUCAAGCUUUCGCAAUGCCAGAGCUCUGCUCAGGCAAUACCUGGAGGAAAUUGGCUACAGCCAGGAGAUUCUGGAUGUUCGUUCGUUUCGAGCCAAAAAUUUGCUCGGACUUAUGUCUAAUUCAGACUGGCCGGUAGCUGAUUCAAACAGGUAUCUUGUGGUUUGUCCCGGAGUACUUACUCGCUGCAUCUAA
Molecule: messenger RNA, 312 nt
Organism: Gongylonema pulchrum
Lineage: Eukaryota; Metazoa; Nematoda; Chromadorea; Rhabditida; Gongylonematidae
Source: the annotation of a GenBank genome assembly